Messenger RNA from Toxotes jaculatrix (banded archerfish), 3748 nucleotides. It is a transcript of the gene snx16, whose product is annotated as sorting nexin 16. Gene Ontology annotation, cellular component: late endosome; extrinsic component of endosome membrane; early endosome. The transcript has 8 exons. Bases 283 to 1347 code for a protein of 354 amino acids. The record is from RefSeq and is a predicted model, not a curated record. Gene Ontology annotation, biological process: endosome to lysosome transport; protein targeting to lysosome; early endosome to late endosome transport. Gene Ontology annotation, molecular function: phosphatidylinositol binding. Lineage: Eukaryota; Metazoa; Chordata; Actinopteri; Toxotidae.
CGCUGUGGUUUGAGUCCAAGCAAGCUAGCAUGAAGAGGACGGGGGCAGGUCGUGCAGCGGAUUAACAACAACCGGACAAUCACACACAGCAGGCUUUAUGAGUGUAGCACACCCGCUGUCUGAGGGGGAAGGACAUUGGCUUCCUACGGGUGUUCACAGGGUGAACGUUACUGCUUCACUCCAUCAUAACACAGCACCGCUGAAGCAAAGCAAGGUCAGCGUCUGUGUGAGAAACCUCGUUGGUCACUGCAGCGGUGAGGCGGGAGUCUGCAGCUCAGGAAGAUGGCAUCACCGUUUGUGCCCGUACCUGUGCCCAUGGACAGAGCUCUGUCAGGUGGUAGCAACAAGCUGAGGCGGCCACAGCGAGCUUCAUCGCUAGGCAGCGUCUCCAGCAGCUCGGAGGACCACAGAAGAGGAUGUGGAGGAUUGGGUUCCCAGCGCCAGUCCCACUGCACGGACAGAGUCAGCCGCAGCCGGACGCCACCGCCCCUCCAGAGCCCCGUGACGCGGGCCAGGGUCAAUGGGACUCUGGAGCCCUCUGUAGAGUACUCCAGCUGCCCCCGCUCCAUAUCGGAUCCUGCCGGGAGCCAUCAAGACGAGGACAGGCCUAUCACCCCGACUGUGCUGGGGUAUGAAGUCAUGGAGGAGAGGGCCAAGUUCACGGUAUAUAAGAUCCUGGUCAGGAAGAGUCCAGAUGAGAGCUGGGUUGUUUUUCGGAGGUACACAGACUUCUCCCGGCUCAACGACAAGCUGAAGGAGAUGUUUCCAGGCUUCCGCCUCUCGCUGCCUCCUAAACGAUGGUUUAAAGACAACUAUGACACGGACUUCCUGGAGGACAGACAGCUGGGACUGCAGGCCUUCUUGCAAAACCUGGUUGCACAUAAGGACAUUGCCAACUGCCAGUCAGUGAGAGAGUUCCUAUGUCUGGAUGACCCACCUGGGCCCUUUGAUAGUUUGGAGGAGAGCAGGGCGUUCUGUGAGACUCUGGAGGAGAGCAACUACCGUCUGCAGAAGGAGCUGCUGGAGAAGCAGAGGGAAAUCACCUCCCUGAAGAGGAGGCUGGAGGAGAGGGAGCAGGCCAUCCUGCUACUGGAGAAACAUAUCAACGGUGAAUGUCUGAGCCCAGAGUCUCCGUGUGGCCUGUCAGCUCAGGGCAGUGAGAGCAGUGCAGAGGCAGACGUGGAGUCGUCUGCUGCAGAGGCCGAUCAGGACAUGCCUGACGACACAGGUGGCAGGUGUGACGUCCAGCCGGUGCGAUCCUCUGCCUGUUGGUGUGGGCCGUCGCUCAGCUCCUCUCCUCCGGUCAUCCAGGUCACCCAGCUUUACCACCACAAGCUGGAACACUGACAGCCAGCGCUGGUUUCUUCCCCUUUUUGCUUUUCCAUACUCAUCUUCUGUUUUUUUUUCUGCCCUCUCUUCGACCUUUCCCCUUUGCACCUCUCAGACUGUAACUGCAGUUUCACCUUCCAGUUGGAUCUGAUGUAUCGGCUUAUAAGGGAAUGGUUUUAUUCUGAAACAGCCUGUUUCACUUCUAUUUCCCCCUGUACUGUACAAUGGGCCAUGGGAUUUGUUAUCCAGCACCUACAGAGGACUUCAGUCUGAAGACCUUGUGCAGCGUCCAGUCAGGAUUAUACCUCGGCUCUACUCGGACCUCAGACGGGGAUGUCUCUGUCCUCCUCCUUCAUUUUGAAGCUCAUGCCGUGGCCGCUAGUUUGGAUCCGUUUGAUCCUUCGGUCACAAAGACAAAGUUUGUCCUCUCGACCAAAACAGUAGAAUAAUGUCAGAAUAAGAGUCUCACCACUGGGUGGUUCGAUGACUUUUACAAUUUGGACAAUCUACAGAAAACCUGAACCAUCUGCAGACGUGCUUAGCCUUAUGAGGGGCCCUCUCCUGUAACCAGAGAAACAGCGCCCCCGUGUGGCUGUAGAAGUAAGAAAAGUUCUGGAUAACUGAAAUGUUUCAGGAUGUGUUGGUCACCAGGUGGGUACCGCAGGUAUUUCGUGGCACUGCUUCGUACUGCCGUCCACUGUCACUGACAGGCCUCCUUUCACUGUCAGUCUCACUCGUUCCCUCACAUCUGUAGGGCCGUGCGUCAUGUGUAGAAUCUGUAAGAUACUGUGCAGAGGGAACGCUGAGGAAGCGUUGGCCUGUGUGACGGCCGCUGUGAGCUAAUCACGUUUCACACACAUGCAUAUGUACAGUUCCCCGAUGGUUUGCUUCCAGGCUCUGACUAUGCCAGUCUGAGUUAAGUGCAUAAAUAUUUACAACAUUGAACCUCCUCUGGCACCUUGCCUGUUACAGAGUGUAGACUGGGCCUGGACUUGUAUCAGGUUCCUCAGGGUCUAUUAAGAAUAUUGUGACGGGUGUAAUUACAAGAUCAGCAGAAGACACGCUUUAAUGCUCAGCCCCUGGAGGGGGGCAGAGGGGUGGGGUAUCCACGCAGAUGGUUUCAGUUUUAUCUGCUGAAGGUUUUCAGAUUUCUGUGAAAGGAAUUCAGCUCACGGUGCUGGAAGUGUUUUAAAAUUCACCUGAAAAACUCCACUGAUCCACAGACCCAACUGGUGGUAGUUCUCACUGGAAUUGCGCCCGAAGGGACAGUCCCAGUUGACAGGGAGGUAUCCAGAGUAACCAUGUGACCCCCGUUGAAUUGGUGUGGCAGCAGAAGAGCCAGAUGUCUGAAAAUCCCAGCACGUUGUGCAAAACCAGAGGAGUGUGCAAGGCAAGAAACAUAGAAGAGUGAGGAAGUCUGUUGUAAUACAGGUGAAGUUUACCCUUCAACAGACAUGUAAACAGCUGAUCCCCCCCCCUCCACCCCACCCCCCCAUUAUGGUUCAGUGGUGCUAGUUUACCUGAGAAGCCCGAGGAGCCAGGAAUCUGAAAGGCGACGGGGAAAUGAGAACAUUCAGAGCAGGGCCUGUCAGUUUAUUUCAACAACGCAGCUUGGUUUUCAGAAAUCAAGCCAUCGCACAGGCUGAUAAACACUAUGGAGCCUUGUUGGCGCAACAUUGGCAUGAAAACUGUUGCCAGGCCGACACGUCAUCUCCAGAAGCCAUAUUUUUAGACCCAGAUAACACUUGAGGGGCAAAGGUUUCACAUGUGGUAGUGUGAUCUGACCAGCUGUUCUUCUGUUUUUUGGUUUUUUGUCGUUGUUGUUUUUAGUCUUUGAUGAAACUUAGUGAGAAGGCCUGGAAAAGGUCAUGUGAUGCACUUUAUGGAUGAAUGGAAACGCAUGUUUACUUCAUUUGACACAGAAAUGUGCCUUUUCAAUCACUUGAUUCCCAACUGGAGCUAAUUUGUUGAUGUGUGAUUAAUGUACCCGUCGUCUGGUUUGUGGAUCCCCCUCACACAUCCUGACUCGAAGUGCCUUGAAUAUCUUUCACUUAGCUUUCCUUUUGACGUGUUUGAAGCUUUAUAGAUUUGUGUAGGACAUGAAACAGUUUCACUGCGUUCCUCUGAUGGAAACCAUGUUUUAAACGACACUCGUGUACAAGUCGCUGCUUGGAAUAGACUGAAUCACAUGUUUUGUAAUAGUACAUGAAUUAAUAUGGAGUCUUAGUUCACAUAUACACCUACAGUUGCACUAUAAAAGAUUUAUACUCAAUAACAUUUGGUAUCACUAUUAAAGCCCUGGAUUUAAAGGGAUAAUUCACUGAAAAUCUGGUCUGAAACAAAAACUGUAAAUACUCUAACACAUGCUACAGCAGAGAUGUUUAUCAGAAAGAAAUAUUUAAUUCACAUGCAAUUAAAC